CUGGUAAAACCAACAUCUCUCUGAGACAACUGGAGCUUAAACAACUUUACAACAACUUAUAGGAAGCAAGAUUAUAGAGAUGACAGAUUUGAAGAACAAGUACAGUAACCCUAAUGCAGUUGAUCGAGUUACCAGCCUGCCCCUGUUCAGCACAACACUGCAGCUUGUGGCAUCAGCCUACAUAGAUGUGAAGAGCUUUCAUCCUCUUAUGACCUCUGUGUUCAGCAUAGCAGAAAAAGGAGUCAAGACGAUGACACAAGUGGCUACUGAACAAGCCACACCUCUCCUGGUACAACUGGAGCCGCAAAUCACGGCUGUAAAUAUGUAUGCUUGUGAUGGGCUCAGCCAGCUGGAAGAGAAGUAUCCUGUCCUCAAUCAGACUGCAGAUGAGGUGGCAGGCCACUUGAAAAGUGCUUUCUAUAUUACCAUGGACAACCUGCAGGAGCAACUCAACAGCAAGAUCGACAGUGCAUUGGUCCAAACCAAUACAGCAUUGGAAACAACAAAAACAACUGUAGUCUCUCGGGUCAACACUCUGUUGGGCUCAAGGUUUGGCAAAGCAUUGGUCUUGGGACUUGACAGCGUACUCACAUUGUCCGAGGAGCUGGUUGAUUAUUACCUUCCUGCCACUGAGGAAGAGCUUAAGCAUCUGUCACUGAUGAGUUCCAGCACCUUUGUGGUUACUGAAGAGGAUGAGGAUGAGGGUCCAUCUCUCCAGGAUCGAGUCCAAAGUUUGAUUGUGCGUGUGUGUCUCAGAAUGUUUCAUCAGGGAGUGCUCAUCUGGAAGGAGCUAAAGCAACUGGGACUACUUCUCAGAUAUUAUACUGGGCAGAUGGGUUCCUCUCAGCUCUUUAAUGCUCUCCAUGCAUUGGCAUUCUGGAUCCUGAGAAUGUAUACUGCGCUGAUCAACAAAGUACAGCCCCAACAGCAACUGGCCCUCUUACAACUCUCCAACUUAAUUCAGGCACUCGCUUCCUUGCGGCCACUCCAUUCAGUGCUCUCUUUGGCAGGAGAAGCUCAGGCCUUCCUGGCUCUAGUGGUCAGUGACUUGUACAACCUUAGCAUGAUCCUCCUACAGCUUCUCAUCAACACCACACCGCUAUAUGAUCUGCUGAAACCUUCAACCAUGAUGCUCAUGAUGAACACACUCAGUGAGAAAAGCUCUUCUGAAAGUGAAUCAACAAGUCAAGAUCGAGUGCAUGCCAAUAUUUUUCAGGGAUUAGUCAACUUUUCACAGAUUACCAAGUCUGAGGAUCACUCAUCUUCAGAUAACCUCUCAACAUGGAAGCAAACCACAAUGUUGUUAGCAGAAGACUUGAAACAAAAGCAUUUCCUUCUGCCUAAAAUAACUAAUCUCAUGCAAAACAAAUCAGAAACCACACAGGAAGCAACAGAUGAUCAAGAAGAAAAUGUAAAGUCUGGCUCAGACGAGACUAUACAGAUGAGUUGUGACCAAGAAUUGACUAGUUCACAAACAAAUAUUUUUGAAAUCUCUCAGAAGAUGCAAAUCCCACUAUGCUCAGAAAGCAGAUUAGAUACCAAAGUGGAUUUAACACCCAACAGAGGUAUUGAAAUGAAUUUCCUCUUACAAGAUGUUUCAAAACCAGAAAAGGGUGCAGAAACCAAAAUAAAUAGUACUCAUGGAAGUGAAGUUGUACUACAAGACAGCCAUAAGGAAAAAAGAAAUCUUUUAACUAAACCAUCCACUGAAGCCUUAUAUUCUUAUCCUUUUCCUUCAAUAAAGGAUACUAGAUUUGAAAUCACCACAGACUCAUGGUCUGGAGUUGAAUAUUUGACAGUGGUGGAAUCUACAGUUGUAGACUCUCACCUGGAAGCAAGUACUACAAAUGAACCUACCAUAGAGUUACAGCCUGUGAUUAAAAAUGAGAUGAUAGCCAAAGAUAAUUUUCUUCAGCAGUCUGAAGUGCAUUUUAAACAAGAAGCCACACUUUUGUCUACUGUAAAUGAAAAAAUGAUUGAAGGUAGUAUUAUUCAAUACCAUGCAUCUGGAAAUGAAAGUAGUGUAACUGUUAAGCAAGAUGAACUUGAAUCAGCUGUGAAACUGAAGAGUGCAACUGAGCCUGAGGUCUUUAGCAACACCAUCAUAACACUGCAAGAUCUUUCACAGUGUUUCAUGGAACAUGUGACUCCAGCUGAAGAUUCAGUUGAGCUUGUGUCCAUGGUUGUGUCUGAAAUGACAUAUGAUUUGCAUGCUGGAGAUUUUGCCUCACAGGCUUUGCAGUGUGAAUCAAUGAAAGCUUUAAUGGAAGAGGAGUCCAAGACUCAUUUGGAACUGGAAAUUAAUUCAGAAUCUGAAUUGUCUUUGGAAUGUAAAACGGCAAUUGAAAUUGUGUCCACUUCAGAGUCAGAGUCCAGUUUGGACUAUGAGACUGCAGCUGAAUCUGAGAUAAUAGAUGAAUGUGUCUGGGAACACAAACCCUAUUUGCCACAGCACACCAUGUUAGACCUUUCUAUACAUCAUGCCACUGAUCCUGACUCUGGUCCUGUUUAUGACAGCAACCUAAAAUAUGAAACUGCUCAACAUCAUCAGUUCCAGUCCUUUGCUGAAUCUGAGAGUAUCAUACAGUAUAAUCCUGCUUUAGUCUGUAACAAGGCCUUUGGACAUAAACUUGAGCCUGCCCUGGGGCCUGAAGCCUUUAUUGAACAUGGGGCCCCUUCAGAUUUACCGAUUCCUCUGCUGGAAGAUAAUACUUCUAAUGAAUAUUCUGAAAAUGUUAAAACAUAUGCUAACAUGGAAAUACCUCCAAAGAAAGAAUCUGCUGCGGAAUCUCAGAAAGCUGUCAAAUACCAGGGGAGUUCUGAUCAAAUGCAUGAAGUUGAAUCUGAGACUUUUUUGUAUGAACUGGACAUAAACCGUGAAACAGUGAUCAGGGUUGUAUCUGAAAUUAAACUAGAAUCUCAGAUUGAAGAGCCAAAUGAAUCAAGCUCUCCUUCUGCUUUUGAAUCUACAGUCUCACAGGUUGGAGAUUUUCUGUCAGUGAGUGAUUCAGCUAGUGAAAGCAACUUGAUAGUGAAAUAUGAUUUCCCAAACGAAUGUGACUCUAAUAUGGAACACAUAAUCUCUGAUGGAUUCCCAACUUUUUCAGAAUCGCAUUUCAUUGUUGAAUAUGACAAGUCAAUGGAAAUAGAACCUGCAUCAGGACUUCAGUCUUGUGUAGAAUGUGAGGCUCUCGUUAACUCUGAACCUGUUUUGGAUUCUCAGUUUAUCAUGGAGAGUGUGAUGAGUUCUUCACAUGAACCUACUCAGCUUAUUCCAGAGACCUCCAUCAAAUAUGAAAUUGCAUCAGAAUCUCAGUUUGUCCAGUCAGAAGACAUCUGUACUGAAUCUGAUCAUAAUCCUGAGUCUCAACUUUUUUUGGAAAGUGAAACUGUUUCUGAACCCACUACAUUUUUUGAAUCUCUGUCAGAUGACUUUAUUGUAGAAUCUAAUAGCCCAGUCAAACCUGAAGCUGCAUUGCAGUCACAGAUGUUUCAAGAAGAAGAUAAGACUCACAUUAACAAAGACAAAGCUCUGCUCUGUCACACGGUUGUAGAAUGUCAUACAAGCCCUGAGUCAGAGCUUCAUUCUACUCUUGAAUGUGAGACUUUAUUUAAAUCAGACACAGCUGUAGGCUCUGAAACUGUUCUGGAACACUACACCUCUGAAAGUCAGACCACUCCUGAAUAUGAAUGCCUGUUGGAAAAUGAAUGUUCAAGCACUUCAGAAUCUCUCUCAUUUCUGGAAUGUGAUGUUCACAGCAAUAAUAAGAUUGCUUUACAAUCCGAGUUUGCAGUCGAAUUUGAAAAUUUGGUUAGAUCUAAAGAUGCUUCUCAAUACCAGUCAUCUUUACAAAUUGAAGAUCCCACCAAUCCUAAAAAGGCUUUAGUUUCUGAAUUGGUUCUGGAUUGUGACACCAAUCCUAAAGCUGAAAUUACUCCAGAAUGUCAUCCUACUCUUAAGCGUGAAAUUUCCAUCAAACCGGAACUUACUUUCAGCUCUCAGUCAUUUCCAGACUACAACAUGACUGUAGGUGAAAUGACCCCAGAGUCUCAGAAUAUAUUGGAAGGAGAAACUACUAGCAACUCCACAGGCCUUUACAAUUACAAAUUCACUGAAAUUGCUUCAGAAUUGUUUCUAGAGACCUCAAUACAUCCAAAUGAAUCAGAAUCCCCAACUCUUCUUGAAAGCAAGAUAUUUACUAAACAUGAAACUGCUUUAGAAUGUGACAGCAGCCAUGAAACAGCAGAUGAAAGUGAAUUACAAUUAACAUUUCCAUGUGAAACUGCAACCCAACCAGAAAGUACCUUAAGAUCUCCAUUUGUUCUUGACUGUAACACUACUGAAUUGGAAACUGAAAUCAUUAUUGAAUCUACAGCCACUGCUGAAUCUCAGGAUUUUUUGAAAUGUGAGCUCACCAUUAUGCAGAAACUUGCUUCACAAUCUGAGGAUAUUAAUGAAUCUGAGCACCCAGUCAAACCUGAAAGUGUAUCACAGUCUCAAUUUCCUUUAGAAAAUAAAACUAUCAGCAAAAAAGAAACUACUGUAUUAUCUAAUUUCAGUCUUGAAUGUGACACCAGUCAAGAACAUGCAGUUGUUCCAGAAUAUCAAUCUAUUCUUGAGUGUGAAACUCCAGUCAACUUAAAAACUGCUUUUGACUCUCAAUUUAUUCCAGAUUCUAAUACUGAAGAACCUGAAAAUAUUCUAGAAUCUCAGAGUCAAUUAGAAAUUGAAACAAUUACUGAGUCCAUAGGCACUUCUGAAUCUGAGGCUUUUCUGAAAUGUGAAGUCAUCUUUGAUAAUAAACAUGCUUCAGAAUUUGAGAUGUUUGUAGAAUCUGAGAACCUACUCAAACAAGAACUCCAAGAAUUUGUUGAAAGCAAAGAAACUAUUCAAUCCAUAACUUCUUCUGAAUGUCAGGCUCUACUCAAAUAUGAGGUUCCCUUUGAUAACACACACUCUUCACAAAGUAAGCUUAGUUUAGAAUCUGAGAAGUCAGUUCAAUUUGAGACUGAAUCAAAAUCCCACACAAUUUUAGAAACUAAGCCUCCACUGAAAGCAGAAAUUGCUGUAGUAUCUCAUUUGGACCCAGAAUGUGACACCAGCCUAGAAGUUCCAGCUGAUCCACAAUAUGAAUCUAUUCUUGUACAUGACACUCCACAUAACUUUGAAACUGCUUUAGAGUCGCAAUUUGUUCCCGACUCUAAUGCCAUAGAAUCCAAAACCACUCCAGAAAAUCGGCAUCAGUUAGAAAUUGAAACUAAUGCUGAGUCAACAGGAACUAUCAAAUCUGAGGCUUUUCUGAAUUAUGAGGCCACCUUUGAUAGUAAAUGUACUUCAGAAUUUGAAUUUUUUUUGGAAACCGAAAACCUUUACAAACCUGAAGAUUCAUCACACUCUCAAUUUGUUUUACAAAGUAAAGCAAUCACCAAAGAAGAAAUUGUUUCAGUCUCUCAUUUGGAUACAGAAUGUAGCACAAGCUAUGAAGCUGAAAUCACUCUGGGCUUUCAAUCUACUCUUGAAUGUCAGGCUCAAAUCACAUCAGAAACUCCUGUAGACUCCAAAUCCACCAUGGACUGUAACACAACUGAAUCUGAAACCAAUGUAGAAUGCCAGAAGUGUUUGGAAAGUGAAAUUAUGGUUGAAUCUACAAUUACUUCUGAUUCUCAGGAUGUACUCAAAUGUGAAGCUCCCAUCAAUAAUAAACUCUCUUCACAAAGUGAGUACAGUGUGGAAUCUGAGAAGUCAGAUCAAUUAGAAGCUGCAUCGAAAUCUCAUACAAAUUUAGAAACUAAGCCUCCACUGAAAGCAGAAAUUGCUGUAGUAUGUAAUUUGGAUCUAGAAUAUGACACCAGCCUAGAAGUGCCAGCUGAUCCACAAUAUAAAUCUAUUCUUGUACAUGACACUCCACCUAACUUUGAAACUGCUUUAGAGUCUCAAUUUUUUCCAGACUCUAAUGCCAUAGAAUCCAAAACCACUCCAGAAACUCAGCACCAAUUAGGAAUUGAACCUAAUACUGAGUCAAUAGGAGCUUCCAAAUCUGAGGCUUUUCUGAAUUAUGAGGCCACCUUUGAUAGUAAAUGUACUUCAGAAUUUGAGGAUUUUUUGGAAACUGAAAAUCUUUUCAAACCUGAAGAUUCAUCACAGUCUCAGUCUGUUUUACAAAGUAAUGCAAUCACCAAAGAAGAAACUGUUUCAGUCUCUCAUUUGGAUACAGAAUGUAGCACAAGCUAUGAAGCUGAAAUCACUCUGGGCUUUCAAUCUACUCUUGAAUGUCAGGCUCAAAUCACAUCAGAAACUCCUGUAGACUCCAAAUCCACCAUGGACUGUAACACAACUGAAUCUGAAACCACUGUAGAAUGCCAGAAGUGGUUGGAAAGUGAAAAUACGGUUGAAUUUACAAUUUCUUCUGAUUCUCAAGCAGUACUCAAAUGUGAGGCUUCUAUCAAUAAUAAACUCUCUUCACAAAGUGAGUACAGUGUGGAAUCUGACAAGUCAGAUCAAUUUGAGGUUGCAUCAAAAUCUCAGACAAUUUUAGAAAAUAAGUCUUCAAUCAAAGCGGAAACUGCUUUAGUAUCUCAUUUGGAUCCAGAAUGUGACACCAGCCUAGAUGCCGUAAUUCCUCCAGAAUAUCAAUCUAUUCUUGCGUGUGAGAAUUUAGUCAACUUGGAAACUACUUUUGACUCUUGGUUAGUUCCACAUUCUAAUGCCAUAGAAUCUGAAGCCAUGCAAGAAUCUCAGAGUCCAUUGGAAAUUGAAAGUAUUACUGAAUCUACAGGAACUUUUGAAACUGAGACUUUUAUGAAAUAUGGAGUUACCAUUAAUAAUAAAAUUGCUUCAAAAUCUGAAGUUUUUAUGGACUCUGAGAACCAGGCCAAACUUGAAGGUCUGUCACAGUCUCAGUCUCAAUUAGAAAAUAAAACUAUCAUAAAAGAAGAAACUUGUUUAGUCUUUCGUUUGAAUCCAGAAUGGGUCACCAGUCCUGAAUCUGAAAUUCCACCAGACUUGCAAUCUACCCUUGAGUGUCAGAUGACUCUGAUCACAUUAGAAACACCUGCAGACUCCAACUCUGUCCUGGACAUUCACACCACUGAAUCUGAAAGCACUGCAGAACUUCAGCAACUAUUGGGAAAUGAAAAUAUUGUUGAAUCAACAACUACAUCUGAAGUUCCCAUCAAUAAUAUAGUUUCUUCACAAAGUGAGCUCAGUGUAGAAUUUGAGAUGUCAGAUCAGUUUGAGACCACAUCAAAAUCUCAGAUAAUUUUAGAAAGUAAGCCUCCAGUCAAAGCAGAAACUGCUUUAGCAUCUCCUUUGGAUCUAGAAUAUGACACCAGCCUAGAACCUGCAGUUGCUUCAGAAUAUCGAUCUAUUCUUGAGUGUGAGACUCCAGUCAAUCAAACUGUUUUUGAUUCUCAGUUUGUUUCAGACUGCCAUGCCAUAGAGGUUGAACCCAUUCCAGAAUAUCAGCAUCAAUCAGAAGUUGAAACUAUUACUGAGUCUACAGGCACUUCUGAAUAUGAGGCUUUUCUGACAUGUGAGAUCAGCACUGAUAAUAAACUUGCUUCAGAAUCUGAGGCUUUUGUGCAGUCUGAGAUCCUGGUCAAACCUGAAGAUUCGUCUCAAUCUCUUUUAGAAAAUAAAAAUAUCACAAAAGAAAAAGCUGGUUUAGUCUCUCAUUUGGAUCCAGAAAGUGACCCUAGGCCCAAAGCUGAAAUAACUUCAGAAUUUAAGUCUACUCUUGAUUAUGAGACUCUGUUGAAGCCUGAAAUAUCUCUUGACUCGGAAUCUGUUCUAGACUGUAACCUCACCGAAUAUGACACUAGAUACAAAUGUCUGCUAGAGAGUGAUACCAUUACUGAAACCACAAACACUUCUCAAAUUAAGUCUUUCCUGAAAUUUGAAUUAUAUUCCAGCCAUAAAAUAACACCAAAGCUUCAGUUUCCUUUAAAGAUGGAGAACUGUGUAGCUUCAGAAAUGGACUCAGAAUCUCAGUAUCUUCUGGAAAAUAAAAUACUUACUGAAAACGAAACCACUGUAGACUCUCUAUUUGUCCCAAUUGAUGACACCAGUACUGCAUCUGAAGUCAAUUCUGAUUCUCAGUUUCUGUUAGAAAGUGAAACCCCUACUGAUUGCAUUAGCCUUUCCAAGACUGAGCCUCAUGAAGAAAGUGAUGUCCAUGUACUUAAUAAACCAGCUUCACAAGCCGAGGGUAUUUUGAAAUCUGAAAUACUGGUCAAAACUGAAGCUACAUCACAAUCUCAAUCUCUAUUAGAAAGUAAUACUACCAUCAAACCAGAAUGUAAUUUACUAUCUCAGGUGACACUGGAAUGUGACACAACCGAACCUGAUGUCAUUCCAGAAUCAGAGCAUCUGUUGGAAACUGAUACUACUUCUGAGUCCACAACCUCUUAUGUAUCUCAGGUUUUUCUGAAAUGUGGUCUCCCCAUUAAUAAUAGGUCCAUUUCACAAUCUGAGGUUAUUAUGGAAUCUAAGAACCUUGUCAAAUCUGAAGCUGAAACACAGACUCCAUCUCUCCUUGACAGUAAGACAUACAUUAGACCAGAAACUGUUUUUGUCACACCUUUGGAUCCAGAACCUGACAAAAGUCUUGAUACCGAAAUAUUUUCAGAAUGUCAAUGUUCUAUUGAACAUAACAGUUCUGACAAAUCAGAAACUACUGACAACUGUGAAUCUGUUUUGAAAUGUAGCACCACUAUAUCUGAAUCCCCACCCAAGUCUCAUUGCCUGAUGGAAAGCAAAUCUGUUUCUGAAUCUAUAAUCAGUUCUGAAUGUCAAGAUAUUGUGACAUAUGAAACACCCAAUAAUGAUGAACCUGCUUCAAAAUUUAAGAUUGUUGUGGAAUCUGAGAACCUUGUCAAAGCAGAAGCUCCUUUACAGCCUCAAUCUCGCUUUCUUUUAGAAAGUAAAAAUCUAGAAUAUGGGAACAGGAGUGAAUCGGAAGUCACUGAAACCAUUCCAGAACCUCGCCUUCUGCUAAAGAGUGAAGAUUUUGUAAAAUACAUAAGCAAUUUGGAAUCUCAGUCUUUUCUAAAAUGCAAAGACAACCUCGUUAACAAAGCAUCUUCAUCAUCUCUACUUACUAUGGAAGCUUUGAACCCUCUUAAACCAGGUGAUGCAUCAGAGUCUCAUUCAAUUCUUGAAAGUAAGCCUCUCAUUAAACCAGAAACCACCAUCCUCUCUUCUUUCAUUCUAGAAUGUGACACCAGCCCUAAAGCUGAAGUCAAUCCAGUAUUUCAAUCUACUCUUGAAUGUCAGAUUCCAAUGAAAAUGAAAAUUGCUUCAGGUGCACAAGCUCUUCAGGCCAGCAGCACCAUGAGAUCUGAAACUUCUCAGACUCUAUUAAAAAAUGAAAGCACUGCUGAAUCAACAACCACUUCUGAAUUGGAGGAUCACUGAUAAAUUUUCUUCAAAUUCUAAGUUUACAGUAGAAUGUGAGAAUCAAAUCAUACCUGAAGUUACAUUACAACCUCAGAUGCUUUUAAAAAAUAAGACUCCUAUCAAAGUCAAAACUGCUUUAUUUUCUCAUUUGCAUCUAGAAUGCAACACCAGCCUUGAAGCUGAAAUUACGCCAACAUUUCAAUCUACUCUUGAACAUGCAACUCCUGUGAAACCAGAAACUGCGCUUUAGUAACACUGAGUCUGGAUCCAUUCUAGAGUCUCAGCAUCAAUUUAAAACUCAAGCACAUCUGUUCAGAAAGUGAAACUACUAAGAAACAAGAAAUAGAUUUAUUUAUCCAAUUGGUUCUUGAAUGUGACACCACUCUUGAAACAAAAAAAACACUCCAGAAUGUCAGACUACUCUUAAAUGUAAGACUUCAGUUGAUCCAGCAGCAUCUUUAAGUCAUAAUUUGGUUUCAGAUUCUAACCAGUCAGGAAUAUCAGCAUCUGUUAGAAGAAGAAGGUUCUGAGUCUAAGUCUUUUGAGAAAAGCCUGGAAAAGGAAAGUAUUUCUAAAUCUACACCCACUUCUCAAUCUUAGGCCAUUCUAGAAUGUGAUAUCAAUGUUAAUCAAAAACUUACUUCACAAUCUGAGUCCACUAGCUCAGAAUAUGAAUUACCUACAGAACUUCCUGCUUCUCUUGAGGGAUCAAACCUGAGACUGCUACAGCCACUCAGACACUUUUGAAAUGUAACUCCCCUGAAUCUGUAAGCACUCUGGGACCUCAAGAUGUAAAACUUUGAAUGUUCAUCCAUGAAAUUGCUUAUAAUCUCAGUGUUCUCAAAAAUGUAAAAACCCUAAGCCACUUCCAUUUCAUGAUUUUCAUCUGUUCUUGAGUGUGGCAGCCUCAUAAAUCCUGAAACUAUUUUGAUUCUCAGCAAUAAUAAGUACUCACCCUAAAGUCACAAAUGAAUCUCAACAUUUAUUCAAAGCAAAACUAAUACUGAAUCCUCAACCACUGCAGAAUCCAUUAUUUUUCUGAAAUUUGAAGUCUGUAUCAGAAAUGAAAACAGUUUCCCCUAGAAUUUAAAGAGAUGUAGUCAAACCAGAAGUGGUAUCUGAAUUUGUUUUUUGUAUCAUACCUAGUGAAGUGUUUUAAACAGGAACCUGAAACCAAUACUUAAUCUAAAAAACAAUCAAUUUGUCAACUUGAUCUGGAAUAUGAGGCUCCUAGCAAACCAGGCAUGGAUUUAGAUUUUCAGUCUGUUCUGGACUGUGAGCCUAUUGAGUUUGAAAUUGAAUCUACUAUAGUACAUUGGGACAAUUACAGAAUCUAUGAGUUGCUCUGCAUCUAAGCUUUUUUUCUCCAACAUGAGGCUUAUGUUAUUCAUAAAACUUGCUUUCUUACUUAUCUCUGUUAUGCGAGACAUUAAUUAAACUGCAUCGCGCUGAGCCUAUUUGUCUGAAAUAUUCUGAAAUUUCUAUUUUUAAGUUACUUUUGAGUUUUAAUUUGUUUUACAGCGUGGAAAUCCCAGAAACAGAUGACAUAUGUGAUCCAUCCUUCAACAAGAGACACUUAUUAUGUCCAGUAACAUUUAGUAAAACUCCAGAAAUCCACACUUUCAAGAAACCUAAUAACCAAAAAGCAAACUCUACUGUGUCAGAGAUCAAGAUGGUAUUUGAAGGACAUAUUUUAUUAGAGUAUUUCUCAUUUCUAGCUAAAAGUUAGAAUGAACCGUUUCCUAAACAAAACUCAUGAAAUGGACACAGUCAAUCAACAACCUACAAGUACAUUCUCUUCUUGGACCUGUUCUUUUAUAACUUAACAAAGAUGUCAGAAUAAUGACCAAUUUCAGUUGUCAGAAAUCCAUGCAUCAUAUUUUGACUCUCAGUGACAGGCAAACUGUUACCUUCUGUCACCCAAUCCUCAUCUUAAAAUGGUGGGUGACUAAGACAAAAAAAGACUUCUCCUCUUACUAAACCUUCUACAGAUGUGACUGAGGACACACACUUACAGGAUAUCAAAUUAAUUCUAAAACCUUCAUAUCUGAGCUCCAUCUUAGUUUGGAAAUGCAGUAUUUGUCUUCUGUAUAACACAAUCCCAUUGUUAUUGAUGCAUUUUACUGUUUGUUCUUAUCUAUUAUUUAUAUAUGAUAAGUCACAUAAAAGCUUAUGAAAAUAUGCAAAAACUUAACAGCAAAUAUGUCCAUCCAUCCAUUCAUUUUCUAAACUCACUUAAUCCAAGUUUAGGGUCCGCAGGGACCAAGAAAUCAGGUGCAAGACAGGAACCAAACCUAAGCUGGCUUUAGGGUUCCCAAGCAUGUGUUUAGAAGAGGGAUUCUUAAACUUUUUUGUUGCGACCCAAUCUUGCCCUUUUUAAUGUCUUUGAGAAGCACUCCUAGUUGAAUGCUGGAAGGGGGCAGGGUUCAUUGGAGAAUCAUGGACAAUCAUCAAAGGAGUGGGAAAUUGAGGACGAUCAUCUGAACAAUGUUGAUUGCUUAAUCAACUUGCAGCAAACUAUCCGUGCCCCAUUACUAUUAAAUACAACACAACGCGAGCAACCUGCAACCAACUCAUAUUUUAAGUAAUGCUGGUUUAGAGAUGAAAGAAAAAAAAGUAGAAGCCCUGAAGAAAAGCUUGCACUGGGAUGAAGGAACUCCACAUAGACUUUGAUUGGGCCAAGCUUUAAACCCAGACUCCUGAAGCUGUCAGGUAGUAGAGCUAACCGCUGCACCAAUACAUAUGUAAUUGAGCCACCUCCCAUUACACAUAUUGCGCCUCGGCUGUUGUUUUCUCUACACUACUCUUUGUAAUUUAAAGUCAUUUUGAGAAUUCUUUUCUGCACUUUUGGUCUGUUGCGUUUCUUUCAAAAUAAUAUAAGACAUUUCUGAUAUCUUCUUUCCUAAUGUAUAAACCACAUAUUCUCAAUACAGCCUUUAAGCAUGACUUAAAUUACCUGUCUCAAUUCUUACAAGAUUUUUUUUAAUAUAGGAUUUCUAGUAAAGUACAGUUACGUGACUCUAUUUUUGUAGCUCUGGAGAAGGGAUAUAUUAACGUUGAAGAACACAGGAAUAUCAAAAAAUGACUGAACACUAAUAAGAAAAUAGCACACCUAAAAAUCCAUUUUUAUUUAAAAACAUAUGCAGGAGAGGCUUAUCAAUGGACGUUUUCGUUCCAAAACAGAAUGGCACUGUGGUUAGCACUGCCGGAUCACUGAUGCACUUUCAUAAAUUCAAAUCCCUAAUUGUUUUUGUGAACCUUUCAUGUUUGUUCCAUAUCUGAGAGAGCUUUGCUCCUCAUCUUUAAAUGCAUCCAUAUUCGGUUCAUUACUGGUUCUAAAGUGGCCCUGUGUAAGUGUGAGUGUGUGUGUGUGUAUGAAGAGGCCAUGUUGUGUUUAAUGCUGUCAAGUUACAGCUCUUAUUUAUUAUUGUGCUGUAUGCCCCUUCUGGCAGUGGCAGCAGCUUCUUUCUGUACUCUAUGCCUUCUUCAGCUUACCUUUCAUUGUCUUCAUCUGCCUCAUUAAAUCAUGCAUGUUGAUUUCAUAUAGCAUCUAUCACAGAGUAAUCUAUCAUAAAGCACUUUACAAAGUACCCUAGUACAAUAUCACCUAAUAUAUAAUACAUUAGAAGGAAACCAUCUUUAAAGAGUGUAUACAAGUAAACAUGAUUUAAUGCCAGUGGAUUAACUGUAAGAAAAUACCACAAAAUAUUAACAGCACCUAUACAGCCAGUACAGCAAAGUCGGUUUCAGGUGGAAGUGAUUCAAAUGAUGUUUUAAGUGUGAUCUUAAUCUGAAUCAUGUAUGGACCCAGUAGAGACAUCUAGUGAGUGGUGACCACAAAGAUAAGUAAGUGUUGCACAAUUAGACUUAGGAGUAGUGAGAAAGCCACUGUCAGAUGACAGAUAAUGUAUGUAGUUUGAAUGAACACAAGUGACCAUUAGUGGGUAAAUUAUCCAUACAUUAUCUUUACAUUCUCAAACCCACAUAAUCCAUUACAAGGUUACAGGGAAAAAGAGUCUAUCCAAAAAUAAUGGAUGCAAGAAGAAACCAGCUAUUUAUGGGGUGCCAGUGGGUUUCAAAAGAUUAUAUGUUGUAAGGUUUUACAUAGAAAAGGGAAUUUUGAAAGUGGCCAGAAGUUAGUCAAAAUGAAAGAGAAAAGGUUUGGCUUCUUCAGGAAAGGGACGAGUUUUACAGGCUUCAACGCAGAAGGCUCUGAGCUGAUUAUUGAAAAGGAGUAAAUUGUAUGUGUGAAGGCAGUAAUGCUUGUGGAAAACGUUUGAACUUGUGAAUGUCAACAGCAUUCGGAGGCAGAGCAGAUAAUGUCUUUCUGAAAAGAGACAGAAGGCAAGACUUAAACAAAUGAUUCUGGUUCCAUUUUAUAUAUUCAUUUAUCUAUAUGUUUAACCUUUUUAUGGAAUUGUCUCAGUCGCCUUUUUAUGUGUUAGCUUUUUGUAUGAGCACCGCUAUUUCAUGCCUCAGGUUUUCAUUGGCGCCUCCAUUGUUUGUGUCUGGUCUCUAAGAUGCUAAGUGGUUGCUAGGCAUGUAAUGCACAUGUGACUGAAGAUAUCACUCAGUCAACCAACCUAACUACUACUGCUGGAGCCAAUCCCAGCCAACACAAGGGUGCAAGGCAGGAACAAAUCCCCGAGUAGGUGCCAGCCAA
Molecule: messenger RNA, 14060 nt
Organism: Polypterus senegalus (gray bichir)
Lineage: Eukaryota; Metazoa; Chordata; Cladistia; Polypteriformes; Polypteridae
Exons: 8
Coding region: 80-9415 (3111 amino acids)
Biological process (GO): positive regulation of triglyceride storage; lipid storage
Cellular component (GO): lipid droplet; cytosol
Source: RefSeq, a predicted model, not a curated record